AUGCCGAGCUUAGGAGGUUUACUGAAGAAGCGGCGUACGAAGGAUUCGCAAGAUCUCGGGGAGGACUCCAGCGCACCCACGCAAAGCGCACCCAUGCAAACACAAUCAAACGCUUCGCCCCAGCAUACGGGCAAUAAUGCCGCUAGCAUCGACAACAUCAUAAAUCAGGAAAAUCAGGAAAACCAGGGCCAUGAGCAACCAGCUCAGAAGCAGGAGCGCGUCACAAAGGGCAAGUACUCCCAGGAGGACUUCCAGCUCCAGCGCACUCUGGGAACGGGAAGCUUCGGUCGUGUCCACCUGGUGCAGUCCAAGCACAAUCACCGCUUCUAUGCAAUGAAAGUGUUAAAAAAGGCCCAGGUGGUUAAGAUGAAGCAGAUCGAACACACAAAUGAUGAACGUCGAAUGCUGAAUCGCGUCCGUCAUCCCUUCCUGGUCACAUUGUGGGGAACGUGGCAGGAUUCACGAAACCUCUACAUGGUCAUGGACUUUGUCGAGGGUGGUGAAUUGUUCAGCCUCCUGCGAAAGUCACAGCGAUUCCCCAACCCUGUGGCCAAGUUCUAUGCUGCCGAGGUCACUCUGGCACUAGAGUAUCUGCACUCCCACCAGAUUAUUUAUCGUGAUCUGAAGCCUGAAAACCUGCUUUUGGAUCGCCAUGGUCAUUUGAAAAUUACAGAUUUUGGUUUCGCUAAAGAUGUCCCUGAUAUUACAUGGACCCUCUGUGGUACCCCAGAUUAUCUAGCACCGGAAGUUGUCUCCUCUAAAGGGUACAACAAAUCCGUCGACUGGUGGUCAUUGGGAAUCUUAAUUUUCGAAAUGCUGUGCGGGUUCACUCCUUUCUGGGACAGUGGGUCGCCAGUGAAGAUCUAUGAGAAUAUCUUACGGGGCAAGGUCAAGUACCCUCCAUACUUGCACAACGAUGCGGUCGAUCUUCUCUCCCAAUUGAUCACAUCCGACCUCACUAAGCGUCUGGGCAACUUGCACGGUGGCCCCAAUGAUGUCAAGAACCACCCAUGGUUUGCCGAGGUUACUUGGGAAAGAUUGGCUCGCAAGGAUAUCGAUGCGCCUUACAUUCCUCCUAUCCGGGGCGGACAAGGUGACGCGAGUCAAUACGACAAGUAUCCGGAGGAGACGGAGCACUAUGGCCAGGAAGGAGAUGAUACAUACGGUCACCUUUUCCCCGACUUCUAG
Messenger RNA from Penicillium soppii, 1188 nucleotides. RefSeq names its product cAMP-dependent protein kinase catalytic subunit pkaC (gene pkaC). Gene Ontology annotation, biological process: peptidyl-serine phosphorylation. The record is from RefSeq and is a predicted model, not a curated record. The coding region runs from base 1 to 1188 and encodes 395 amino acids. NCBI's taxonomy places the organism in Eukaryota, Fungi, Ascomycota, Eurotiomycetes, Eurotiales, Aspergillaceae. Gene Ontology annotation, cellular component: nucleus; cAMP-dependent protein kinase complex. Gene Ontology annotation, molecular function: ATP binding; cAMP-dependent protein kinase activity. The transcript is spliced from 4 exons.